ACAACCUUGUAAAUGUUUAAUUCUCAUUUCACUCAAAUCCUCCCAUAAAAAAAUAAAAAAAAAUGAUGUGCAACACAAGGCUUAGUUUGAGCUUAGGAUUAUCUUCUACCCCUCCUCAUCAAAAUAACAACGAGGAGAAAUUAUCAACUAAUGAUGAUAAUCAAGAAAAAUUAACACUUUGUUUAUCAACAUCAUCAGAGUUCACAAAUAAUUAUGACAACAAUAGGAUUAAUCCUCAAUUAUUAGGAGGAGUUAAUUCAUCAGUUUCUUCAUUUUCUAACACAAGUAGUGUUAAAAGGGAAAGAGAUGCUAGUAGUUUUGAAGAAGUAGUAGAAAAUUUGGAGACCAAAAGAGUUUUAUUAAUUUCUCCAAAGGGAUUAGUUGAUCAUAAUGAUUAUGAUGAAGAUGUUCAUGAUUAUGGUACGAGGAAGAAACUUAGACUUACAAAGGAGCAAUCUGAUGUUUUAGAAGAUAGCUUCAAAGAGCACACUACUCUUAAUUCUAAGCAAAAGCGAGAUUUAGCAAGACGAUUAAGCUUACGUCCUCGACAAGUGGAAGUAUGGUUUCAGAAUAGAAGAGCCAGGACAAAGCUGAAACAAACAGAAGUAGACUGUGAAAUUCUUCGAAAAUGUUAUGAAGAAUUAAAAGACGAAAACAGAAGGCUAAAUAAGGAAAUACAAGAACUGAAAUCUUUGAAAAAGUCACAAUCCUUUCGUGUUCAAUUAUCGGCUGCGACACUUAGCAUGUGCCCGUCGUGCGAGAGGGCUUACGGCGGCAGCGGCAGCGCUGGCGCCACCGACAAUUCAACCAAAAUCUCUUUUUCCAUCGGAGAUCAAAAGCCUCACUUUUAUGGUAUUCCUUCACAAAUCCAUUAAAGGGCUCUAUAAUUAACGACUUAGUGGAUUAAUUAACUAGUUAAUUAUAAUGUAAAGUGAUCGAGGAAUAUAUAUUAUUUCUUUAGUAAUUGUAAUGUAGCAGGUCCUUGCUAUGGAUCCUGCGGAGCUUUAGUGUAACGAGUUGCUAUUUUCUUAAUUGUAAUGUGCGUUACGUUCUCUAUUCAUGUAUAUUCUUUAAAAAAAAAAUGUAGUAUAUGUGGAAAAUAAAAGUUCUAUUCCUAUAA
Molecule: messenger RNA, 1120 nt
Organism: Solanum stenotomum
Lineage: Eukaryota; Viridiplantae; Streptophyta; Magnoliopsida; Solanales; Solanaceae
Product: homeobox-leucine zipper protein HAT9-like
Exons: 3
Coding region: 63-875 (270 amino acids)
Biological process (GO): regulation of DNA-templated transcription
Molecular function (GO): sequence-specific DNA binding; DNA-binding transcription factor activity, RNA polymerase II-specific
Source: RefSeq, a predicted model, not a curated record